Cladophialophora immunda is the source of this 1781-nucleotide messenger RNA. RefSeq names its product GDP-mannose transporter. The transcript is spliced from 4 exons. The coding region runs from base 316 to 1476 and encodes 386 amino acids. Gene Ontology annotation, molecular function: GDP-mannose transmembrane transporter activity; antiporter activity. Gene Ontology annotation, cellular component: Golgi apparatus. The record is from RefSeq and is a predicted model, not a curated record. NCBI's taxonomy places the organism in Eukaryota, Fungi, Ascomycota, Eurotiomycetes, Chaetothyriales, Herpotrichiellaceae.
CCCUUUUUUCCCAUUCAAUCGUCUCGUCCCUUUUUCCCACGGCCUCUAAUCAAAUUCUCAACAUCCACCACCUGCCAAACGCGCAUUUACUUCGGAAUACGCCUUCGCCUUCUUUUCCUUUCCAUAUUCUCGGACCUUAAUAUCAAACGUUUCCAUCCCUGCCUUUGUUCUGACUUCUUCACGUCUCUUGGGCUACUCUAUUUGCAAACCCUACGCUCCGUCCGACCUCUCCGCAAAGCCACGUCAUUGUUUGUCCCAAAUCUCCCUGAGAGCCUCCUCAACCUUGACGGUCAGGACACAUACACCAGAAAAGAGAUGGCCGAAGAAGAGAAGAAGCGGUUCCUCGAGGGCAACGAGAUGGAACUCGGAGAGAAGCAGGGCAGGACCUUCAGUCACGCUCCUCAAGCCUCAAUCCCAAGAUAUUCACCCCCUUCGUCGAACUGGCAGAACAAUCCCAUUCUUCCCGUUGUCAGCUAUUGCGCCUCUUCUAUCUUAAUGACCGUGGCCAACAAGUACAUUCUUUCGUUUCCUGACUACAACCUGAAUUUCUUUCUGUUGGCUGUUCAGUCAAUUGUUUGCGUCCUGGCGAUCCAAUCCUGCAAAACUGCAGGCAUCAUUACCUAUCGGGACUUCAAAGCAGACGAGGCCAAAAAAUGGUUUCCAAUCUCCCUCCUUCUGAUCGGAAUGAUCUAUACGAGCACUAAAGCCCUACGAUACCUCUCAAUCCCCGUUUACACGAUCUUCAAGAACUUGACCAUCAUCCUGAUCGCUUAUGGUGAGGUGCUAUGGUUUGGUGGCUCGGUUUCGUCGAUGGCUCUUUUCUCCUUCGGCUUGAUGGUCCUCAGCUCCGUCAUUGCGGCAUGGGCCGACAUCAAGCACGCUCUAGAAUCACACGGUUCUGCUUCAGCCGCUGCAACUGCACAAUUGGCGACUUUGAAUGCUGGGUAUAUCUGGAUGUUCGCCAAUUGUCUGUCGACUGCAGCCUACGUGUUGGGCAUGCGCAAACGCAUCAAGCUUACGAACUUCAAGGACUUUGACACAAUGUUCUACAACAAUCUCCUUACCAUUCCCAUCCUUUUGGUCGCCUCCUUGGCCCUGGAAGACUGGUCCGCCGUUAACCUGACGAAGAAUUUCCCGCUCGAUGCAAGGAACGCAAUCAUUGGCGCCAUGAUCUUCACCGGCCUGUCCUCGAUUUUCAUUUCAUACACGUCGGCGUGGUGUGUGCGGGCCACAUCCUCAACCACGUACUCUAUGGUUGGGGCGCUGAACAAACUUCCCAUUGCCGUAUCGGGCCUCAUCUUUUUUGACGCCCCCGUUACCAUCCCCAGUGUCUCGGCUAUCACUGUCGGGUUUGUCAGCGGCAUCGUCUAUGCGCUUGCGAAGGUGCGAGAAUCCUCGAAACCCAAGACGAUACUUCCUACGACGAAUACCAUGAGCGCCAGCAGCCAGAGUAACCGAGAUAGCCUGAAGGCAUGAGUGCAGGAAGCGCGAGGUUGAUGGCAGGAAGUUGUAGACUACUACUAUUCUUCGAUAUGUUGACUUGGUUCGAUGGCUUUGGACGAAGAUCUUAUGCAUUGCGAGGCGUUUCGAUUUGGUGGCGGGCCGGCAAUGGGCUCGAGGAAUUUCUGAAACGUAAAGAGGUCAUGUCGAAAGAAGAAUCACUCGACACGAAAUGUCCCGUUCGGCUUCUGUACUUUACAAAACACCUAGAAUUGUUAGAAUAUACUCCGUACGCUAUUUCACUUCACCUCGGCGGCAGCAAGCGCAACGGUCAGCUUCGG